Molecule: messenger RNA, 1425 nt
Organism: Fibroporia radiculosa
Lineage: Eukaryota; Fungi; Basidiomycota; Agaricomycetes; Polyporales; Fibroporiaceae
Exons: 3
Coding region: 1-1425 (474 amino acids)
Source: RefSeq, a predicted model, not a curated record
AUGAGCCCACUCUCGUCGCCUUCAAACUCUAGUCGCUUUUCCGAUGUGCUCACCUUCCCACGCAACCAGAGCAUGUCGGAAUUCGAAGUUGAGCAUUCGUCGGGCAAGGUACCAGUCAGUCCUCCAAGGUCACGGAGGAGAAAGGCGUCGCCCGACCUCGAUAACGAAGCAGCAUUCCGAGCCAGUGUCUCUGGUCUAGUCGCUGCAAAAGCACGGCCAUGUACAGUGUCGGGACGUAUACCCAUUGACCCUGCGAUUCUUACAUUAUUUUUCCGCUCGAAGAGCUGCAUCACCCAUUCAGUGGACUUUCCCAUUGAUAUCGAUCAUGAUAUGCCCCCAGCGCUGGACGUCUUAAUUGCUGCGUGUCAACCACACCCUCCAGGCAUUGAUGGUAUUUCCUAUCCGGGAAAUGAGUCCUACUUUUACCCUAGGGAGCUCCCUCUAACAACGACACUUGAGAUUGCGAACCAUCCUAUUCUUGAUGCCGUGCGCAGUGUUCUCUUCCCUACCCUACCAACAGGACACUAUCUCACUGCCAUCCGAGACAAAGUCGAAAUCGUUCUGAAGGGCAACAACAUUCCGAUACAGCGCCGGCCCAAUGACAAUCGGGUGGCAACGAUUAUUGUUACGCUUCCCGUUCGCUUUCGCGGGGGUGCAUUGAUUGUACGGAACCCGAGUGGCUUGGAGGAGCGGUUCUUUGGCCGAGGCGGGAAGGUGGGCGAUAUGGAAUGGACAGCAUUUUAUUCGGACUGCGAUCAUGAGGUCGAUACCGUGCAGAAGGGGUGCAGGGUAACGAUUAGUUAUGCCGUGCAACUGAAGACCUUCGGCUUUGGCCCAGCUGCGGUACAGCCAGACCCGUUAAUAUCGCCUAGCGAUAAGUUCUUGGACAUGCUCUCGCCAAUCCUGAAUAUGUCCCGAGGGCGUCGGAUCGCCUUCUAUCUCACAGGAGAUUACAGCGUAAACCCCGGUGAGGUGCUCGCGGAGUCCCUCGUGCCCAACCUCAGAGGGGGCGAUUCAUUACUCUAUCACGCAAUCAAACUGUACAAACUAUCUCCCGAGCUGCGCUGGACGGCUGGAGGAUACAUUUGGCCGGUUGAUCAGUCUGUCGAAUUUGGGGACGAUGUCAACGAUAGCCCGACGCCGACGCAUGUCCAUAUGCCCGUCUCGAUGGUCAACGGAGGGCCCAUUCCGACCAUGCGUGGAACCUUCAGCUCAUCUGCAUCCGAACCUGGCGAGGAGGAAGAAGACGACCUUCGCACACGGGUGGAGAAAAGCGGCGCGAUCCCUCUCUCUGAGACGGAUAUCAUGCUACUUCACGAUGUCACUGUACAGGGUCCGAUAGCAAAGGAGAGGGUACCGUUCGUGCAAGCAGGCGAGAUAGAGAAGUUGGUCGUAAACGUCUUGAUGGUGGUUUUCGUCCCGUGA